Messenger RNA from Strongylocentrotus purpuratus (purple sea urchin), 1277 nucleotides. It is a transcript of the gene rbks, whose product is annotated as ribokinase. The transcript has 8 exons. Gene Ontology annotation, molecular function: ribokinase activity. NCBI's taxonomy places the organism in Eukaryota, Metazoa, Echinodermata, Echinoidea, Camarodonta, Strongylocentrotidae. Gene Ontology annotation, biological process: D-ribose metabolic process. The record is from RefSeq and is a predicted model, not a curated record. The coding region runs from base 194 to 1138 and encodes 314 amino acids.
ACGCCGCUUGAGCAUCGAAACGUCGAUUCUAGCACCCCAGAGCUUAGGGCGCUGAUUUUGUUGGGUGCCUGUAGCCUAGACAUCGUCUCUGACAGCUGUCAAUACUAGUUAGCCGAAGACCGGUUGUAGCAGCAGUGCACACUUAGUUCAUUCGGAAUCGUUUCUGUCGUAGGUUUACAUUGAAAUAUUAGAGAUGAGUAUGAAGAAGUGCCAAAUCGAUGUCGUCAUUGUAGGAUCAUGUAAUAUGGACCUGAUAAGCUAUGUGUCAAGAUUUCCCAAGCCUGGUGAAACCAUCCAUGGGAAGCGAUUCUGCACAGGUUUUGGAGGAAAGGGAGCUAAUCAAUGUGUUAUGGCUUCAAGACUAGGUGCUAAGACUGCUAUGGUGGGCAAGGUUGGAGAUGAUUCUUAUGGCAGAGAUACAAUAAUGAACUUCAAAGAGAAUAAUGUUGUUACAGAUUUUCUGAACACUACCAAAGAGUCUUCUACAGGUGUUGCUCCUAUACUAGUUGAUGACAGUGGUCAGAACUCGAUAGUGAUCGUGAGUGGGGCUAACUUUCAGAUCACCCCAGUUGAUGUACAGCAAGCCCUAAGUCAGAUGGAGUCCCCAAAGGUGUUGGUAUGUCAGUUAGAGAUCCUCCAAGAAACCGUUUUAGCUGCCUUGAAGGAAGCCAGAGCCCUUGGAAUCACAACUAUACUCAAUCCUGCCCCUGGAGUACCUGGUUUACCUGAUGAAUUCUACCAGUAUAGUGACUUUUUUUGCCCAAAUGAGACUGAGACAGAACUCCUGACUGGUCUCUCUGUAUCCUGUGUAGAAGAAGCUAAGAAAGCAUCUUUAGUUCUGCUUGAUAAGGGAUGCAAGACUGCUAUUAUCACAAUGGGAGGUGAGGGGGCUGUCUAUGCCACUGCUGAAGCAAGAACUCCCCUUCAUGUUCCGGUUGAUGCCGUGACACCAGUUGAUACCACAGGAGCAGGUGAUGCAUUCAUUGGUUCUCUGGCCUUCUAUCUUGCUAAUCACUCAUCUCUAGAGCUGGGUGAGAUGAUAAAGAGAUCAUGCGAGAUUGCUUCUACAAGUGUUUUGUCUCCUGGAACUCAGACCAGCUUUCCAUGGAAACAAAGUCUUCACCCUCACCUCUUAUGAAUAUUUCCCCAAAUUUACCUCUUCAUCAAUCUUUGUACCUUGGCAUUAAAGAUGAAGUUGAGUUCUGGUCAUGCGAUUGCAUUAUGAAAGAAACGGUGUGGAACCGACCAGAAAAGGUUGAUCAUCUAGCAUAUAAGAA